Perca fluviatilis (European perch) is the source of this 470-nucleotide messenger RNA. RefSeq lists its product as uncharacterized. The transcript is spliced from 4 exons. The coding region runs from base 1 to 450 and encodes 149 amino acids. NCBI's taxonomy places the organism in Eukaryota, Metazoa, Chordata, Actinopteri, Perciformes, Percidae. The record is from RefSeq and is a predicted model, not a curated record.
AUGGCUGAGGCUGCUGUACAAGUGGGGGAGGAGCUGUGUCUGGAGCAGGAGCAAACGGUCCACCUGGAGAGAGUGAAGAAAGGCCUGGAGGCUCAGGUCAGAGACAUGAGCAGCAGGCUGGACCAAGCCGAGCAGAUGGCUCUGAAAGGAGGCAAGAAGAUCAUCCAGAAGUUAGAGGGAAAGGUGAAGGAGCUGGAGUUGGACUCGGACCAUAAGUGGCACAUUGAGACGGUGAAGACUCUGCAGAAUGAGCGCCAGCUGAAGGAGCUGCUGUUUGAGUCAGAGGAGGAGCAGAAGAACCAGCAGAGGAUGCAGGGUCUGGUGGAGAGGCUGCAGAACAAGAUGAGGAGGCAAUACGUCACGCAGAGCCCUUUUUUAUUUUAUCUUUUUAUUGCAAGACAGAACACUAAGAAGAAACAUCACACAGUCAGGAGGAACAAGCUACCAUGAACCUGGCCAAGUACAGGAAG